AUGGAAUUGGACGAUCCUUCACAGCAACAACAGCAAGCAGAUGAUCAUCACGAAACGGAAUCCACAUGUCCAAAACAACAACACUCCGAAAAUCCAGAAAAGGACAAUCACGAAUUGAAAGAACAAAAGCAACAACCUACACCAGAAUCAGCAACAAUUGCAACGGAUCAUCAAGAGCAGACCAAGAAAAAGGAUGUGGCAAACAAGUCAACAAAUUCAAGUACCAGCUCCACCUCCAAAAUCGACAAGACUCCAAGAGUAGAUUCUCAACUUUCCAAGAAACAACAUAUACAACGGGAAAUGGAUGCGCUUACAAAGUCAGUCAAGGUGUUAAGAACUCAUUAUCAAUUAGUGGACAAGAUUGGCAGUGGAACAUUCAGUUCGGUAUACAAGGCUUUGGAUAUACGAUAUGAUACGUAUGACAACUCAUGGUGGGAUGUAUCAAAUCCAAGUUCGGACACAAACUCUGAGAACAUGGAUGAAACUGGAAAUACUCGACGCAAUAAAAAAGCUGACAAACAACAACAACGAUUUGUAGCCUUAAAACAAAUUUAUGCCACAAGUAGUCCAAAACGUAUGGCUCAUGAAAUCAAGAUUUUGCAAGAUCUAAGGGGAUCUUCUUGUAUAUCUCAGCUUAUUACUGCUUUUCGACACAAUGAAUUUGUAUUUCUGGUGAUGCCCUAUUUUCAGCACAAUGAAUUCAAGGAUUGUUAUCGCAAUAUGACAAUGACAGACACCAAAUACUAUUUAAUCUCUUUGCUCACUGCACUCAAGCAUCUACAUAGUCAUCGUAUACUACACCGUGAUAUCAAACCCAACAACUUUUUAUACAAUAUGCGUCUGAAAACUGGAAUGCUUAUAGAUUUUGGAUUAGCACAGUCAACGCCACAACUAAUCUCAUCCAAUGCUGGAAAGCCUCCCAAACCUCUGGCCACUAAAUCUAUGAACAAUGGGGAUGAGAAUAAAACAAGAAAGCCUGGUUAUAUCAAGAACGAUACACGGAAAUCUGUCAAAGCAAAUCGAGCAGGAACAAGAGGUUUUAGAGCACCAGAAGUAUUACUACGUGUCACUCAUCAAACUGUUGCUAUCGAUAUCUGGUCCGUUGGUGUGACACUAUUGUCCAUCCUUUCUGGAAGGUUUCCAUUUUUUAUUGCACAUGAUGAAGGGGAAUCUUUAAUUGAAAUAGCAAGUAUUUUUGGAAUGAAGGAAAUGAAGGAGUGUGCUGCUUUACACAAUCGAACAUUUGAAACCAAUAUUGAAACUAUACCAGCAGUACGAAAAUCUUUACAUAAGCUAUGUCAAGUAUUAAACACGGAAAAAUUCAAAUUGUGGACGGAGGAUAAUAAACAAAAUGUACUCAAUGCGAUGGACCUGAUGGAAAAGAUGUUGGCUUUAGAUUAUACAAAACGUAUCACCGCCGAAGAAGCUUUGAAUCAUCCAUUUUUAUCCGAUUCCCCCUUACCACCUUCCCUUUCUUCUACUUCCUCUUCUUUGUAA
Messenger RNA from Halteromyces radiatus, 1497 nucleotides. Its product is annotated as kinase-like domain-containing protein. The transcript has 7 exons. The record is from RefSeq and is a predicted model, not a curated record. Lineage: Eukaryota; Fungi; Mucoromycota; Mucoromycetes; Mucorales; Cunninghamellaceae. Gene Ontology annotation, cellular component: nucleus. Gene Ontology annotation, biological process: mitotic DNA damage checkpoint signaling; protein phosphorylation. Bases 1 to 1497 code for a protein of 498 amino acids. Gene Ontology annotation, molecular function: protein serine/threonine kinase activity; ATP binding.